Phytophthora infestans T30-4 is the source of this 2334-nucleotide messenger RNA. RefSeq lists its product as uncharacterized. The coding region runs from base 99 to 2237 and encodes 712 amino acids. The record is from RefSeq and is a predicted model, not a curated record. NCBI's taxonomy places the organism in Eukaryota, Oomycota, Peronosporomycetes, Peronosporales, Peronosporaceae. The transcript has a single exon.
CCUGGUAAGACGCAAAGGAGUCCGAGAUCAUUAUGCCGAGCGUACGUUUGAACGUAGACAAGCGAGUCGAAAGCUCGACACCAUUUUUCGCGACUGCCAUGUCGGAACCAAGCUCGUGGAAUGAUGAGGAACCCCCUGCUCCCCCACUCUCAUUGUCCAUUGCGCUACGAGGCCUGAUGGCCGAUGCUGAGGCGCUCCACGACGGAGUGGACUUCGCUAGCUUCGUCGACAUCGCCGAGCCGCAACACCUGUCGUUCUUCCGCAGUGACCAAGCGCGAUGGAAGCGCGUCGAACGGUCGUCGGCCUUCACUCUGUUAAAACGCAGUGACGAGGUCCUGGCGCAAGCUCGAAUGGACGCAAGUGUCGAGGAGGUGGCGAGAGUCUUAGGAGCCACAACCGACCAGCUACACGCAGCUACGAUGGAAGGACUCUACGACAACGCAUUCAUCGCCGGCUCUGUAGCUUACGUCGAGCGUCCACAGGCCGACGAGAGCGACCAGGCGCUCCAGCAAUUGGCGGUGAAGACGUCGAACUUCGUGCACUCCAAGAUCCUGGGCAAGAACGAGCAAUGGUGUUUCGGUGAGACUGUGCGGGGCACACCGGACGGCGACAGCUUUACGAUCACGCAAAGCUCGCUAGAAGCUCAACAAUCUCAGUCUCUGCCAGCUCGUCAGGCGCUGAAAGCUACCAAGCGACGUGUUGCGCAGCUUCGUGACGUGAGCACAGCGUAUAUGGUGGAGCGCACGCCAGAAACGCGACGCCUGCGUAUCACUUUCCACGCCCUGUACAAGCCCGACGGUACCACCUUCGACGACGGGCCAGUCGUAGCACGCAGAGCCGCUCGCGCGCGUCUGUUACGCCUCGCACGCGGCACUUCGGAGCUUUCCCAGGUCGUCCGUCGACGUCGAUUUGGAGUCCAAGUGUUCGCAGAUCACUCGGCGUUUCACGCUCCGAACCCUCGAUGCACGUGCUGCACGCGCAAGUUCACGCCCAUCAUCAACCUCAUUUCGAGGACGCGAUGCUACCUGUGUGGAUACCACGUGUGCUUGUCCUGUUCGUCAUCCGAGAAGAUGGAGACGUACAACGGUCGCGUGGCCACGAUCGCGGUCUGCGUUCGCUGUGUCAAGAGCGUCAUCGCCUGCAACUACGACCACAUGCUGAGUGUCCGACCGGGACCCGAACGGGUGCUGCCCGAUGAAGUGUCGACGCCAUCUUCCGUCUGUACGUUCGACACUUCCAGCACGGCCGCGUCCGAGUCCUCGUGCUUCUCCGACUCGCCGUCGAGCCAAAAACUCGGAGACCUACUGACCCAAGUCGUGUGUGACGACUCGGAUCAAGUCACGCUUGCACAGCGUCGUGCUGCCUUCCUGGUGCUCGAGCAACUUCUGCUAAUUGACCAAAAACAAGACCAGAGCCAAACUGACAUGAAUGCCAAUCUUCUCAACGCUGCGAGUGACCGUCAACAGCCAACCGAAGCAGCCAAGCGAGCGAUGGACAUCUCGAAACGUCCGACGGAGCUGGACGCCUGCAAGUUCGCGAGUGCCGACUCCCGUCCGUAUCCGAUGAUGCCGGCUCUUGUCCAGAACGAAGAAGAGUCAAAGGAGGGGGAGCCAGAGCCGAUCAUCUACCCCAUUCCAGCGAACGAGGAGGUUCGCAUGGCCGCGAUUGAGAAUUUCCGCCUCCACGACGUCGCCAAUGUCUCUGAACUCAACGUGAUCUGCUCACUGGCUGCGGCAGAAAUGAAGGCCCCUCACAGCGUCGUCACACUCGUUGAACGUGAUGUGGUGACUCUGCUGGCGACCAACGCACCGGAAUACUGGGACGUCGGUACCGGUAAUCCGCGCGAGCAAACAUUCUGUCAGCACUUUGUCAUGGACGAUAAGCCGUUGCUCGUCCGUCACGCUGAGGCGGAUAUGCGGUUCUACCACAUCGCGCCCGUGACGAUGCGCAGUCUUCGGUUCUACGCUGGUUUCCCCGUGUCGAUCCCGUGUGUGCCAAGAGCUCCGGGACAGCCUGAGAGAGUCGUCAUUGGCGCCUUGUGUUGUCUUGAUGAAAAGCCCCACGAGAUGACGAGGUCGCAGUACUGGAAGCUCAUGAAACUUGCGGAAGCAGCCUCCGCCAUCCUGGAGAAGACUGCGACAGAAUACAUCGCUGACCCUGAGAAUCACCCACUCGGACAACAAAGAACCGGAGUCCUAAAGCCUAAGGGCAAUGGCACGGGAAUGGUUACUUGCUAACCGCCACAUCGAGGUCCAGUGAUGGAUGGUGCAGAAGUGCAUUGUUUUUUUUUGUUAAUGAUUUGAAUCAAUUAACGUACGAAAUCAUUCUAGAAAA